Caretta caretta (loggerhead turtle) is the source of this 15851-nucleotide messenger RNA. RefSeq names its product POU class 2 homeobox 1 (gene POU2F1). Gene Ontology annotation, biological process: regulation of transcription by RNA polymerase II. Gene Ontology annotation, cellular component: nucleus. The record is from RefSeq and is a predicted model, not a curated record. Gene Ontology annotation, molecular function: DNA-binding transcription factor activity, RNA polymerase II-specific; RNA polymerase II cis-regulatory region sequence-specific DNA binding. Lineage: Eukaryota; Metazoa; Chordata; Testudines; Cheloniidae.
UCCCUGUUCAGUUGAAGAUUGCUAUGGUGUAACUGAAGUUGUAUUUCUCCCCCUCACCCCCACUCCCUUUCUUGUUCUGUUGAGAGCAGUAGCAUAAAUUUGUUAGAAAUAGUCUUCCCCCUCUUUAUUUCUUUCCUUGGACUGUCUGAGCCUGUAGAGGAUUUCACAGCAAUGCUGGACUGCAGUGACUACGUUCUAGACUCAAGAAUGAACAAUCCGUCAGAAACCAGUAAAGCACCAAUGGAGAGUGGGGAUGGGAACACAGGCACACAGACAAAUGGCCUGGACUUUCAGAAGCAGCCUGUGCCCGUUGGAGGGGCAAUCUCUACAGCCCAGGCUCAGGCCUUCCUUGGACACCUUCAUCAGGUCCAGCUCGCUGGAACAAGUUUACAGGCUGCUGCUCAGUCCUUAAAUGUACAGUCUAAAUCUAAUGAAGAAUCUGGGGACACCCAGCAGCCAAGCCAGCCUUCCCAGCAGCCUUCAGUGCAGGCGGCCAUACCCCAGACCCAGCUCAUGCUGGCCGGAGGACAGAUCACCGGGCUCACGUUGACGCCAGCCCAGCAGCAGUUAUUAUUACAACAGGCACAGGCGCAGUUGCUGGCGGCUGCAGUGCAGCAUUCAGCCAGUCAGCAGCACAGCGCUGCAGGUGCCACCAUCUCGGCCUCCGCUGCGACGCCGAUGACGCAGAUUCCUCUUUCUCAGCCAAUACAGAUUGCACAGGAUUUGCAGCACCUGCAGCAGCUCCAACAGCAGAAUCUCAACCUGCAACAGUUUGUGUUGGUGCAUCCAACAACCAACUUGCAGCCAGCACAGUUUAUCAUCUCACAAACGCCGCAGGGGCAGCAGGGUCUCCUGCAAGCGCAGAAUCUCUUAACGCAACUACCUCAGCAAAGCCAAGCCAACCUCCUGCAGUCUCAGCCAAGCAUCACCCUCACCUCACAGCCAGCAACCCCAACACGCACAAUAGCAGCAACCCCCAUUCAGCCACUUCCACAGAGCCAAUCAACACCAAAGCGAAUUGAGACUCCCAGCUUGGAGGAGCCCAGUGACCUUGAGGAGCUUGAGCAGUUUGCCAAGACUUUCAAACAAAGACGGAUCAAACUUGGAUUCACUCAGGGUGAUGUUGGGCUCGCUAUGGGCAAACUCUAUGGAAAUGACUUCAGCCAAACUACCAUCUCUCGCUUUGAAGCCUUGAACCUCAGCUUUAAAAACAUGUGCAAGUUAAAGCCACUUCUGGAAAAGUGGCUCAAUGAUGCAGAAAAUCUCUCAUCUGAUUCAGCUCUCUCCAGCCCAAGUGCCCUGAAUUCCCCGGGGCUGGGGAUUGAGGGCUUGAACCGUAGGAGGAAGAAACGCACCAGCAUAGAGACCAACAUACGUGUGGCCUUAGAGAAGAGUUUUCUGGAGAACCAAAAGCCUACCUCGGAGGAGAUCACCCUGAUAGCUGACCAGCUGAACAUGGAGAAGGAGGUGAUCCGCGUUUGGUUCUGUAACCGGCGCCAGAAGGAGAAAAGGAUCAACCCACCCAGUAGUGGUGGAACCAGCAGCUCUCCCAUCAAAGCAAUUUUCCCUUGCCCAACCUCACUGGUGGCAACCACGCCAAGCCUUGUGACAAGCAGUGCAGCUACUACCCUGACUGUCAACCCUGUGCUCCCUCUGACUAGUGCUGCUGUAACUAGUCUGUCAGUCACAGGCACAACAGAAACCACCUCCAACAACACAGCAACCGUGAUCUCUACAGCACCUCCAGCUUCCUCAGCAGUGACUUCACCCUCUCUGAGUCCUUCCCCUUCUGCCUCAGCCUCCACUUCCGAGGCAUCCAGUGCCAGUGAGACCAGCACAACACAGACAACCUCUACUCCCUUGUCCUCCCCUCUUGGGACCAGCCAGGUGAUGGUGACGGCAUCAGGGUUGCAAACAGCGGCAGCAGCCGCCCUACAAGGCGCUGCACAGUUGCCUGCAAAUGCAAGUCUCGCUGCCAUGGCUGCUGCAGCGGGGCUAAACCCAGGCUUGAUGGCACCCUCACAGUUUGCAGCUGGAGGUGCCUUACUCAGUCUCAAUCCAGGGACGCUAGGUGGUGCUCUCAGCCCAGCUCUGAUGAGCAACAGUACACUGGCAACCAUUCAAGCUCUUGCAUCUGGUGGCUCUCUUCCAAUAACAUCACUGGAUGCAACUGGGAACUUGGUGUUUGCCAAUGCUGGAGGUACUCCUAACAUCGUUACUGCCCCAUUGUUCCUGAACCCUCAGAACCUUUCUCUGCUCACCAGCAACCCAGUUAGCUUGGUCUCUGCAGCUGCCGCUUCCGCAGGGGCCUCUGGACCAGUCGCCAGCCUUCAUGCCACCUCCACCUCAGCUGAGUCCAUCCAGAACUCUCUCUUCACAGUGGCCUCUGCCAGUGGGGCCACUUCCACCACCACUACUGCCUCCAAGGCACAGUGAGCCGGGCUGAGCUGUGCUACCACCAGCCUGUUUCACUCUGCAGUGGGAUUGGCUGCCAGCUGGGUUUAUAAACUGAAAAGUGUGAUCGGCUUCCUCUCGCCAUGUUGCUGGGGACAAGGGAGAGACGGAAAAAUAUAAAAACAAAACAGGAAGGAUUUAAAGCUGGGACAGACAUUUGCCUAAUUUUAUAAUAAACACUGUCUUUUCAGGAUCGCUUCAUGGAUCGGAGAGCUUUCUAACCAAAAAUGUAAAAAAACAAAAAACAAAAAAACAAAAAAAAAGUGAAAGGACUACUUAUCAUUUCCAGCAGUCACAAUGACAAGUUAAGGUGGGUUAUCAACUCAAACAUAGGAAGGGGAUUUCUUAGUUCUUUUGGUCUAAAUAUCUUUUUUUUUUUUUAAUUAUCAUUUUAUAGGUCUGUUGUACAGGCCGUUAUGUCAUACAAGGUGUUUAUAAUCGUAUCAAUCGUGUUGGGGGUUCCUUUCUUAACUGGUACAAUUUAGGCAGGCCUGUAUUACUGGUGUAUCUCUAUUAUUAUUAUGGUUAUUAUUAUUAUUAUUAUUUUUAUAUGUAUGGUUUGGACGCAUUUGUCUUUGCUCCUGGAUCGUUUUCAGUGAGCUCCCACGCCAUGAGGAGAGGGGAGAGAAAGAGGGAAACAUGAGGAGGCUUCCUGUCCUAAUCUCCUGGGAGUAUUCCUCACAGUUUCCUCAUCCUUGAACUUGUUUUACAGUGACUUAUACAGAGGUAUUGAGAGAGAGAGAUUAUUUUCACCACUUUUGCAGGAAGCUCGAUGUAGAGGCAGCAAGUUGUGUGCAAAUCUCCAGGCUAGUCUGUGCUUUUAUGGUGAGGGAGGUAGAAAUAACUUCUAUACUACAGCUCUCCUUCAUCCAACUACUUAGGCUAAAGGGCCAAUUUUGCUCUGAGUUGCAUGAGCAGGAUUUGGCACUUAGAGCCCAGACUAUUUCAGACAUCUGUUUUGGUGGUUUUGCUGUAUUGUUAGGAUUUUGCCCCUUUAAAAAAAAAAAAAAUCCUAGAAAUGCAAAGUUACCUGAGGAUGCCAAUAUCACUAAUAUCUAAAGGCAUCCACAGUCCAAGUUUCCUAGCAACUGACUUGGCACAGGAUUUUGAAAGGUGAAACUGGCUUCUCUAAUCAAAGGAAUAUUCCCUUGCAUGUUUUUUGUUGUGUACAGGAAGCUGCAUUGGAACAGUUUUCCACUGGCAAGUGCUUCUAUCUACAGGGAUAGAUGUCAGGUCUGUUGGAACAGAAGUUGCUGCCAAUUUCAUGCCAACACAAUCGUAAGAAAGCACUCUCGGCUUCCUUGCGCCCUUGUUCUGUUUUAAAUAGCUUGUAGGUUUUUUUUCUCUACCACCCUGCUUGGUGCUUUGGAAAUAAGAGACAGUGACCAAUCAGCUGGAAUUGUCCAGCCUGAUGUGGGAAAUAACACCAGACUAUCUAGUCAACACUGGGACUUUGCACACAUCUUGGUGUUCUCACAUGGUCUCUGAGAAGUGAUGUUGCUACCUUGAUCAAAAUGGCAAUAAGCAUCUCUGACUAGAGGCUCAGUGUUGGCUUGCUGACGUAGCUGUGUCUCUAGGGUUGUUUCCAAUCCACAUAACAAGGAGCAUCUCAGAACAGAGAGCUUAUGAGAAUGGAUGAGGAAGAAUAGUAGGUUUCCAGAGGUUAGUGAUGUAUAUUUUUUAAUAUACCAAUCGAGUUUCUGAACCAAAAAGAUUUCUAAAGAGAAGACUGGAUCUCUGCAAUGCAGUUCACUUUGAACUUUCCAUUCCUGUUGGAUUUAAAAGUUUCUGCCAUGUGUUUAAAACACAUUUACACUCAGUUAGGGAGGGUGUCACAAGCACCCCCUCUGUGUUUGGUUUUGGUUUGGGGGGUGGUGUCACCAGGGAGUUUCAAGAUAGCAAGUUUAUGUAGUUAGGUUGGCUUUUGCUGAUCAUCAAGGGGGAUCUUGGAAUCUCUUACCACCUGAGAUCAAUAAGACAGCAACUUAAACCCAACAUACACUUUGGUCUGUGACCCAAGUGUGUGGGAUUUACAUUUAUAUUCAAAUGGCAGAAACUCUUAUCUCUUCUUCCCCUCACUCAUGUUUUCUCUGUUCACAUCUUACUCUCUCUCUCCACCUUCCUGUUUCACAGAUUAUUUAAAAUAAUUAUCCAUAAAAUUUCAAAACUAGUGAACUGCAAGCAGGGAAACUAACAAAUGUCCGUCCACCAUUUGUAAUGUGUUCUUGAUUUUUUUUUUUUGUUUUUGUUUUUUAAAACUAAGCUUGAACCAAAGUCAAUUUCUAGCAAGCUGCUGUACUAAUGGACUAGUUUGUAUAAGUGCAGUUCAGACGCAGAGAGGCGAUAGAUGCUACUGACAAUUUCUUUUUCAUUUGUCUUGUUUUUUAUUUUAUAUAAAAGUUGCUGCUUGUUUUAAUCUUUUUUGGGGGGGAUUGAUAAUUUGUAUAUCCUUGGGGCAGACUCUUAACUUGGUUUUUUUAACUAGGGUUUUUUUUGUUUGUUUGUUUUGGUGUGUACAUAGAAUGGCAAUGUCAGGUGAUUACUAAUCCAAGUGGUCCCCCACUCCUCCACCCUACCGGUUAAAUAAAUUUAAAUAUUCUGGUGUGAUUGAAGUCUCUGUGACUUCAGUCUGUGCAGAAGAUUUUAGGGCUAUGAAUAAUAUAGAAUAUAAAUUGCCCAUAGUGUAACAGCUUUGGAGCAGUAAAAGGUAUAGAUGGGUAUGAUUCAGGGAGGGAGAAGUGGAAGAGGAGAUGCUGAUUACCCACUAUGUUGGUCUAGAGGCCAUAGCAUUGACUAUAGUUUCUACCAAAGGAAAUAUCAGUCCCAUGGGACUUGUAGUCAGCCAAGUAAGAGGGCAGGAAACGCUGCAGCUACAAUGCUUGCACUUGGGUCUGAAAAUUCCCAGUCACCUCCAGGCACUCUUAAAAGUAAAAUUUACCAAGAGCCUGUUUGUUAAAGGGCAUUCGGAUGAUAUCCUCUCCACUGUAUCCUCUGUUUUCUGAUGGAUCUGGGGCUGGGAGGUGAGUCCUAUGCGUUUAUCUAGGAAAUACAAAGAAUUUGGGCCUUAAAUCAGCAUAAAAACCUCUCUCCGCAGUUCAAAGGGACUGUGCCAUCAGUUGUCUAGAUGAUUUUUAACUUCCCAUUCUUGUUGGUUUGUGGCUGAGAGGGGGGUGUGAUGCAUACAUAUCUGGAACACUAAUGCAGCUUGGAUGGUUAUUUAUUAUAAAAAAAUUGAUUUUUCCUGAUUCCUUUUGCAUUGGUCACAUGGCUUUGGUGUGAGCACCUUAAACUUUCCCUCCCUCAUCCUUUGCUAACCAAUCACCCUGUAAGGGGCCCAGACUUCAGGGAGCUUCUUAGUGGUCUCUUCUGAAAGAAAUUGGAAACUUUAAGUAGCCACAUGUCCAAGGAGGUUUGGCUGAAAUGCACUUCUUUUUGCCCUGGGUAACUGGCAGUAGAUUGUCCUAUCCUACCACACCUUCCACUCCCCCCUUGGCUCAAGCCCAGUGUGUUUUUAUUUCCUAUCAAAGAACAUGUCAAUGUCUGAUUGUAGACCUAUUGUUCAGUAGGUCUGCCUGGACCCUGCUCAUCAUUGGUAGUAUUGUUUCCUAUUGUGGACGUUGGUCACCUCUACUAUUUUAGUUAAAGGACAGAGGAGAAGAACCCAGAGAUGAGGUUGCAGUGGCAUUAUAUUUGCGUAGUAAGACUAUACAUGCACACUCUUUCAUAACUUGAGAUGGAUGAAUGAUCGGGUAUUGGAAUGUGGUGGAAAUUGCUGUUUUAAACCUUAAUCAUGACUGCAACAGAAACUGAAGUGUCUACAAGGAUAUUCAAUAGUGAUUGGUGAAUUAGAGACUGAGGAUUUAAGGAUUGGAGUGGAAAAGUAUUGUCCCACAGAUUCAAAAAUUAGCCAACAGCGGCUGAGGGCAUUAUUUUGCAGUUGAGGUUACUUUUCCACCACAAAGGGUGAUAGUUUACUCUUUAUAAUCCAAAAAUACAAGUCAAUAUAGACGUCUUAGCACAAAUGGUUUUCUGUUGCCCAUAAAUGUCAUCAUCUGUCUUAAAUCCAUCACUGAGUGAAUAGACUGUUCCUUUGUUGUUUUAUGGGAUUAUCUCUGAGAAUUUUGAAUUCAAUAGACUUUCGCGUGCGCACACGCACACACAGAAAUAAAUAAAAUCAGGUUUCAUUGGCCAGGACCAGAAGAAAUUCCUUAAAGCCCUUGUACAUGGAAGGGAAAAUUGCAAGUUAUCUAGUCAUCUUUCUGUACCACAACUCCAUAAAAUUCCAUAUAUGUAGAUGUCUGGGCUUGUUUUCUCAUUUCCAAGCAUAUCUUAUAGCAGGUAAAAGCUAGUGGGACAGACCGAUUCACUUUAUAAUCUCCAAGGACAAUUAGGAUAUGUAUAGUAGGCCCAGGAAGGGACAUAUGUAUGAAGAAACACAAGAAAUAAACACCUCCCCAAAAAAGAUAUGAAGAAGGGGAGAUACACAAAUGUUUCUUCAGGAAAAAGUCUUAAAAGGGUGAUGGUCAUGUGAAUUUUGGUAGAGAACUCAUUCAGGUUUGGUUCAGACAAAUCUGAACCACUCAGUUGACCUCUGCCCCAGUAGUUAAGGGAUGAAAGAUUCAUGUAUUGUUCACACACCUGCACAUACUCACCUUCAGAUGGAGUCUCCUGACAAAUGUGAAUUUUGUGAGGAAUCCUAAGCCAGUUAAAAAAGAAUAUUAGUUUAUUUACUGACUUGUUACGUAGUGUAUAUGCAAGGAAUGCUAUAUAUAACAUGCAUGUGUGUGUAUGUAUACACAUGCACUAUUCCAGUUAGUACUGAGAUAUACUCCCUACAUAAGAAAAAUCCUGGUUUAUAAUAGUUUUUGUAUUGUGCUCAGAGCCUAAGUACAAUAUACUUUACAUUUUAAAAAAUUGUUUUAAUUGGGAGACUCAUGACAACACAUCAUUGCCCCAGACCUACUCAAAUAUAUCCUCUGCCUUCAAUAAGUAAAGUAACACAAAUUAAUUAAAAGCCAUAUUAGACCCAAAAAAACACUUUGCCAUGAAGUCCAUAACACUUGGGCUUUGAUGGACUAUCAGUGGGAACACAAUGGAAAGUAGAGGGUCCUCAUAUGAAAAUGCUCUGCUGGUAAUACUGGACAGCUGUGUUCAAGUCACUAAUAAGACCAUCCAUCAGAUUUUAACUGUUGUGAUACAGCCCAGAAAUGGAGACAUUCUCUUCAGGAAUUUGAAUCACAUGCCCUUGUAGGCUUCAAAAAUUCCAUCUUUGAAUUUCACCUGGAAGUGAACUGGCUGUUAUGGCCAUAAUGGAGAGAUUUCUAAAGAAAACAUUCAGGAUGUAUGUAAUAAUACAUAUGUUAACUUACUUGGAAAUGCAUUUUGUCAUUUGUUGCCCCUUUUGGGAUAACAAAUCUUGAUAUUAAUCUCAACAGAAGUAGGAACAAUAUAUGAACUCACAUGUUACAUGGCCUUCCGUUUGUGCUGAUUCAGCUUUCCGCUGCCCCUCCACCCUCAUCUCUUUCUUGAUCUUCUUCCCCGUACAGCAUGGGAGGAGGUUAUUUUAGUCUAUCGAUUACAUGAAAACAAAAUGUAACUUGGAUCUAUCGGUGAUGUCUUUCCAGUGGACUUCUUAAAAAUCAAAAUAAUUUAGGCAACUUUUUAAGAAAAAAAAAAAGAGGGAGGAGGAGUAAGAGACUCUCCUUGUGCUCAGGGGGCAGCGGAGGAGUGCCUGUUACCAAAACAACUUGAGGGAAUUCUCCCUGCACGUCGGUAACAAUGAUUAGGUCAGUGAUAGUGAUUUACUGUUUUCUCUGAGGUCACACAGCAUAAAGCAUAGGUUCAUCCAUACCUUUAGGUUGUGGCCUCUGAAAAUAAGUAGCUACUAUUAUAAAGAACAUCACUGAAGAGUUAGAAUUUUUGUUGUUCCUCUAUUGGUUUAAGUAGAAAAUACCCAGCAGUCCACUGGAGCAGAUUCCAUUUUUCCUCCUGGUUGAGGUGUUGAAAGUGCAGAAGUGCUGAGUCCUCUAUAAAGCAUAUUCUUGGAGUAGAGUAACAUUCAAUAAAACAAAAAGACCAUUUUUUUUCAUAAAAGAACAGAACAUCUUAACUCCAUUGCAGUUGGAGCCAUAUAAUGGAGGCACAAAUGACUUCCAAUUUACCUUAAUUGCCAACACAUAAUAUUUUGCUAAAUAAAAUUGUCCUCUUCCCAAUUUGAAACCGUACUUUACAAAAUUGUCAGAAAGGAGCUCUUUUUGUAAUGGAAAUAGAGGCUUUGGGACAGACUAAAUACUGCAUCAGAUCCUAGCUAUUGAUGACAUUUGGUUCAAAAAAAUAGCAUUUCCAAUUAUCUUAUUGUUAUCUUUUGGCAAAAUCCCUAAUGUGAACUCUUAACACGUCCAUUUAACUGUGGUAUGGCCAGUUAAACUGAACUCUGUUGUCUUGAGGAAGAAUAGGAUUAUCUUCAGUUUGUAUGUACAUGUGUACACACACACAUAUAUUGAGAAUAAAUUCAGUUUGGUCUUUUAUAUACUCUCUCGCUUAUAGAUUAGACAUUAUUAAAGGAGGAAUCGGACUGGUCGAUGAAUGCAUCCAUUAUAUAGUUAUCCAUCUGUAACCAGCCUGCUCUGGAUUUGUUAGCCAGUUUUUACAAAAAUAUGACCCAGAAAGUUGUUAAAACAAUUCACACUUCAAGAAGUGCAAUUGCACUCUUUCUACUUCUUAGAAGAGUCAAAAUCAACUCCUAUUGAUGUCAGUAGGAGUCUCCCUUGCCUUCAGUGGGAGUUGAAUCAGAUCAUAGAGUAUCUUAGACACUUUACAAUGGAUCUCCUAUCUUACAGAGCAUUUAACAUGCAAAUGUCUUUGGUACAACCACCCUUCUUUUUGUGUACUGUUAAGAUACAGGCAUUGCAUGUGGACACAGUGUGAUCUGCUCUUUUUUCUGAUCUAACGCAAAUCUGCUGGCUGUUUGACUCAUGAUUUGCAAAUUAUUAUGUUCAGUAUCUUAUGUAUUGCCACCCAUUCAGAAUAGGAUCAGAUUCCAUAAACCUAAAAGCAGUUUACGUCAAAGAGCAGUGAAAGGAAGGAAAUGUGUAUACACAUGCAUGCACCCAUAUAGCUCUACACAUGGACAGUACAAUAUAAAAACACGAUUGUUCUCUUCUGACUUUCAUCAUCAAUGAGGAGGCUAAGUGGAAUAAUUACCACUUGCCAUGUGACUCUAUCCUGCCUAUAAUUAAGGUGGUAAUAGAGUUGAGCCUUCAUGUAUUCUUCUUAACAGUUUGGUAUGUACACACAUUCCUGCUUUCGUCCCUAGCCAGUAAAUCCAGAUGGCAAUCUGAUUGCAUACUUGUACCAAUCCAACUCUGUCCUCCUUUUUCUUUCUCUCAUAUGCAUGCCCAUACCCUGAAUGAACAGACUACUCUGAGCUUUCAUUCCCUUGGGGCUCCAUCUGGAGGGUUUUAGAGACUGCUGUGGAACUACAAAUAAUGUUAUCCUUGGGGAAAAGAGAGUAUGUGGUACAGAAUAGAUUGGUGUGGUCAGGUAUGUCAAAUGUACCAGAUAUGGCUUUUCUGACUAAAUUCCUUUUCAUGGAGCAUCUCUUGGGCUUUAUGCCAGUACUCCCUGCAAAGUAUGCUUUGCUUGGGUGAAUCUCCUUGGAAGACAUUUCAGUUCCUGUCCCUGAGUAAGUGGAGGGUCCUCAACUGGAAUAAUCUGGGUCCCACUCCUUCCCUUCCCUUCCCUCCCCCUCCUUCAGUAAGAGGUAGCACCACAGAGAUGUGAGAACAAUGCUUGUGGGUAGCAGCUGGCUUCUGGCACCUUCAUAAAAUACCUCAGCAUAGCUUAGCAUUGUCACAGAACUGAAAAAUCAGAAGAGAAAAACAAACUUUAUAAAUAGUGGAGAUAAUUCUAGCUGUAGAGUUUAGUUGAACUGAUGUUUAUUAUGAUUGAUAAACAUGAUUAUGCUGUAUGUAUUCGAGAUCCUGUUGAUAGGUUACAACUUUAUAGGGUUGGGUGGGGGCGGGUGGGUGUUGGGGAGGGUGGGGGAGCGAAGGGAGUUGACUCUGUUAGAAGGAAAAUGUUGCUCAUGAAUUUUUUUCCUUGUAUCUGUCUUGCCAAAGGAAACAUUUUGUUGCUCCUGGGUUUGGGAUUGUUGUUUGGUUGGUUUAUCUGUGGUCUAAUCUGCAGCACAGCACAUGAUGGCAUGCAGGUUACUGAUUGGGUGGCUGUUCAGGGUCCUUUAGGUGCACACAUGCUUUCCCCUCCCUCCCUGCCAUUUCCUUAUGAAUAAUAAGGGUCUUUGUAGGGAUCUAAAGAUCAGGCAAGGUGUAUAUAUAUAUAUUGGGAGCUUGGGGGAGAGGAGAUGAAUAUAUUGGGUCAGAUUCAGCCUAGGUAUACAUCCAUUUUAGCCAGUGGAGUUGCACCAGGGCUGAAUUGGGGCCAUGGCAUUUAAGUUUGGGAAAGAGAGAACAGUUGUUGCAUCUUAAUCUGAGAGAGCAAAAUGAAACAGGUUCCUUUUAUCCCCCUUGUCUUGUUACUGAAUGUAGGGCUUGUAGUGCUUGAUAAUAGGUUGAAAACUUUUUAAACACUUCCUUUUCUAAAAGCAAUGCUAAUCCUGUCUAGACCAAAAACUACAAAAGAAAAAACCAAACUGAGAAGUGAAAGCUAACCUGCUCUUAGCACCUGGCUGGUGUACCUGAAAGGAUCGAAAUACUGUGAGUCAGUCUGGGGGGAGGGGUGUUUGGGGAGGAGGGAAGUGCAUUCUUCUCAUGGUGUUUGUCUUGACUUUGGGGUGGGAGUACUGGGGGAAGUGGAGAUGACUUGGGAGGGAUUCCUAGCCUCUUCCAUCCUGACUUCAAGGCAUCCCUUCCAUUCUUCCGACUUCCCUAAAGAGGGGUGGGGGUGGGGAGGUGAGUGCGCGAGUGAGUUUUUGAGUGGUUGUGUGAAUCUAAAGAGGUGAAUUUCUAAGGAGCUCAGAGCUCCUUUGGGAUGGGAGAAUUUCCAAUGGCUUGGUAGGGAACCAAAGGCACUGAUAAGUCGUCAAAUCUGCUGUUGUCAGAGCAGAUAAGAGGAAAAGCUGGGCCUUUUUCGCGCUUUGGGUGGAUGUCCCUUUCUGCAAGGAUCUCAUCUCCUGUAGGUGUUGCCGCCUUUUUGUGCAUAGGGAUGUUUUGGCUCUGUGAGGACAAACUGCAAAUGGGGAUUGCUCAAUGCGGCAGCUUAGGUCUCAGCUGCUGCUGGAAAUAGGAAAAACUGUUCCCUUCAAAUAUGGAAGCAGGGUUACCAAGGUCAGAGUCCCUUCCAACAUCCUGCAUGUGCUGUCUUUCUCUUCUAAAGAUGGGGGACCCAGGAGACUCUUUAUUUACUCCCCAAAAUAGCCAUGUACAUUGUCAUGCAUUGUGCUAUUGGGUUGAGUUGUUUUAUCAGUGAACCUGGCGAACGCUUGUGAAGAAAGGGAAAGGGUGGAAAAUAGAUUAAUUGUCCAGCUACUCUUCCUCCGGAAACCAAUCGGGUUGCAGAACUUCACUGAAAGCUUUACUAAUAGAAUUGUUGUUCUGACAUUAUGUAAAAGUGGUAUUAAUAUUGUGUGACUUUUCAAAGAGCUAGAUAGAUUUAUAGGUAGGUAAUAGGGAUAUUGAAGAAAUGACUUCUCAAUUAUAAGAGCACUUGGAACAAAAGAUGUGGAAAACAAGGUGUGCUUUAAGGUAAACAAAUCUGAGGAAGGAAAUGAAACAACCUGGGCGAGGGAAGGGAGGAUGAUAUCCUUUGGGAUUCCUCAGUGCUACUGAGUUGUUCUGCCCCAGGCCUGGAGUACCCCCUCUGCCUUAUUUCAUCUCUCUACCAAACAAGACAUUGUCAAAUAGCUCAGGCCAAAAAUGUAAUUUACCUGAAAAUUGUUCUAGUCUGCUGGGGAAUUUUUCCCUCCAGAGUUUUAUCUAGACCAUAAAAUAAUGUUUAAUCCUCCACACUGUCCCCAAGAACUAACCCCUUCCUCCCCCUCAAAAAAAUUCUCAAUCUAAUAUUGUGGGCCCCACUAAAAAUAUUGCCCCCUGCUGAUUUUUGUAGCAGCAUCUAGUUAACAAACAUUAUUCUCUGAGCUGUGCUAAUGUUAUGGAUGGUGCUGGCAUGCUAUGGUGCUAUAGAAAUCCUAAGUUAUUAAACAAAGAGGAUCCUAUUUUGGCUCCAUCCAGGACACUGGAAACUAUUUAUGCCAAGUCAUAAACCCUGGAAAUCACACAGCCCCUUCAAAAAUGAAAGCUCUUAUAAAAAUCAAACAAAGCAUCCUUGAUAGUGUCCUUCAGAACAAGGCAGAUUAGAUUUAAAAAAAAAAAAAAAAAUCAGUCCUUUCCCAUGGUCUCCCUCACUGUGUUGGUCCUGGUGCCUUCUUUGCACAAGUGAGCUGAAGGAUGAAAUCUCAGCAAGCUGAGACACCCAUACAGACUCAGAGCCCAGCUCUGCUACCGUUUGAGAACUGGGAGCAGGGCUGGACCCUCAUUUUGCAACAGGGAGAGGAAAGGGGCACUGCAGAACUGCCUGCCAUUGGUUUGGAGUAAUGUGAAUAGGGCAGUUCUGGUGGGGGGCAAGUGCUGAUCACCUUGGAGAGCAUCACGAGCCCACUUUGUCGGAAGGAUCAGUGCAGUAGCCAACCCCAUGCCUGCCAGUGCUGCUGUUGUUCCAUUUCCUUCCUCGGCAGUGGUGUCUAAGGCUAGGUGUGAGUAGGUGUGGGGUGUUUAUCCGCCACAGGUACAGGAGCUGUCGUAUACCUCAUUUCUAACUCGUAACUGAGUAACUUGCUUUAACUUUCUCCAAACCCUACAGAGUUGCCAAGUCUGCCCUCCCUCCCUUGAUUAACGUUGAACUCUGGCAUAUAGCAGCCCGUGACCUGCAACCUGGGGAGUGACCCCCUAAAGCCUCUGAAUGUCGCUGCUUAAAAGCUACUGCAAAAUGAGGGCAAAUUGCAAUCUUAUACUAUUUCUUUUGGUUACAAGGGGUCCUCUCGAUUAGUCUGUGAAUAUCCAAAGGCAGCCUCCCUCCAAUCUGUGCAUGAAACUUCCACAACUGCCUUUCCCCGCUCUCCUGGUGUCAGGACUACACUGAAACUCCAGGGUCGGGCAAGCCCCUGAAGGUUUCUUUCAGCUGAGUGCUGCGUACACACUACUCAUCCAUUUCUUUUUUUCCUUUUUUCUUUUUUUUUUUUAAAAAGGACCAAAAAAGAAAAUUUUCCAAAUAUUUAAUUUUCUUUUUUAUUAUUUGACAAUCUUGUAUCCUCCGGGCUGUCCAGAAGCUGCAUCCUUGAUCCCUUCCACCUUUACUUUGAAUGUAGUUCCUCCACCCCCAUGGGAAAGAGAAGCUUUGACAGGUCACGAUGCGCUGCUAUAAGCUGGGGGGGGCGGUUUCUUUGUUUUGUUUUGUUCUUUUAAAAUUUCCAGCCAAAACCAAAGAUUUCCUAAUGAUUGUAUAAACUCAAAACAAACAAACAAACCAAAGACAAAGGGGCGUCUUCAGCAAUCCCAUCUGCGAGGCCAGCCCUGGUAGAGGAGGAAGGGGUUCCCAGCAGGCUGCUAAAGUGGAAAGACUGGCUUCCCAUGGCCCGAUACUGUGUGGCUCUUCCGCAGCAAAGUGGACUCAACCUGAGCCAGGCCAUUUCCAUCCCACCCUUUGCUAAUGUGUUGCAGAGGAAACUUGCUCUUUAAGCUCACAAAAACCCAGGGUGCAGCCACUAGGGGAGGUGGGUUGGGAGAGCAGAAGGGUUGCUGCAGCCAAUGGGACUCCUCAGAUUGGUUGAGAAGCUGAAGACAUUGGUGCAUGAUUGGCUGCUCUGAUAGGUGCUUUAACCCUUUGGGGGCUGGGUGAUGUUGAUUAAUACACGCUGAGGUGCACUUCUGAGCUUUUUUCCCUACUGCCCCCCACCCCCCUCCAUAACUGCUUGGAAGAGGCUGUCCUGAUGUGAGAAAUCUCUGAAAGACGAGAGCUUUUCAUUUCUCCUCUAGUUUCUUUUUUUCUAUAUUUUUAUUAUUUUUGCAGCACCACUGUGCAACUAUGCAUUGUAUUUCUCAACCUUUUAUGCUUGGUAGAUGCCUGUGACUUUUUAACUUUUGGGGGGGAUUGCAAAUGAAGGAACUUUAUACAUGGAUCUUUUUAAUCUCAGUUGAUUGGGGGGGUGUUUGGUUCUAGGGUCAUACAAGCUCUAUCCCAAAGCAAAAUCCAAAUGUUAAUAAUAUUAGCCUGAUGCAGAUACCAAAGAUAAUUUCUUUCCUGCAGAACCUUAGACUUGUGUAUUAAGUACGAUUACCCAGCACUUGCAUUAGUCUAACCUCAGUAAUUCCAAAGCUUAGAUGUAUAUUUUGGUAUAUUUCUGGGAUAUUAAAAAAAUUGUCGUUUAAAUUCUUGUUUGUUUCAGUGUAAUGCUCUUAAAGUCAUAGCAUGGAGAUAACUGAACUGUCCUAUUCUUAGUAGUUUGAAAUAAUAGUAUUUUUGUAUGUUUUGGGUGUGUCUAUGUAUGUAUUAACAUAACAGUUUUCACUGCCUAGGUGUUCAUAAUUAAAAAAAAGAAUUAAAAAGUUCUAAAGUGUACAUAAUAUUCCAUAAUGAACUUCCACCAGACUGUCAGUUUGGAUUGCAUUUUCACUGAUUGCCAUUCCCAGCUGGGAUUCCUUAUUUUUUUUUAAGGAGACAGCAUCCUUAAAGACCUGAAUUUACUUUUUACAUAACUGGGUCAAAGAGUGUUUUCCAUUAUUUUCAAGGGGGGGGGGGUGUUUUAGAAAGUGGCCCGAGAUUUAUUUAAGAAAAAUCUUGGAAGCACAUUAGUCUGAAAACUAUCAGUUUCUCGUUGAGUGAAAAGUUGGAAUUUGGGGAAAACCCUUUCCGCUGAAGCUGGCCAAUAGCUUUUAGUGAAGCAAUGAGUUGUGAAUAGUCUGUGGGGGAGUCCUUUUAUGCUUCUCUUCAGCCAAAGAUCAAUUUGCAGUCUGGGUGUUAAAACCCUUUUUCUCACCUCUCCUCCUAUACUAUCGCUUGUACACCUGGGGUCAGCUGAACACUUGAAGUCAGGGACCUUAAUGCGACACUUGUACCCAGAUGAAACACAUUCUCAUCUGGUCUUGAGACUGAAAUGUGAAAGACCUCUAUGAUUUUGAAACUGAUACCUUUUCCUUGAUGGGGGGAUAAAAGGGAUGCUGUUUCUUUAAAGAUGUCCCCCAUCCCCCCUGCCCCAGUGGCUGCCUGCAGGUGGCUAUAGGCAUUGAGAGAUUGUGUAGAUUACAGUGAAUCAGGAUGAAAUGGUAGAUUUUGUGUAGAUGCAUUUGUCUGCUGUAAUUUUUUAUAUAUAUUAAACUUACUGUAACUGUACAGUUCAUUUCUGUUGUAAACAUCAUUAAACCAUUUUCCAAGUGUUUUAACAUGUA